This is a messenger RNA of Hibiscus syriacus, 393 nucleotides long. RefSeq lists its product as uncharacterized. The coding region runs from base 1 to 393 and encodes 130 amino acids. The record is from RefSeq and is a predicted model, not a curated record. The transcript has a single exon. NCBI's taxonomy places the organism in Eukaryota, Viridiplantae, Streptophyta, Magnoliopsida, Malvales, Malvaceae.
AUGGGUGCGUGUGCUUCGUCAACCUCAAACUCGAAAUCGGAGAAAGCUGGCGGAGGAGGAGCGAGAGGGUCAUGGACAGCGGCCAAGGUGGUGGACAUGAAUGGUGGUGUUCAAGAGCUGAAGCAACCGAUCCAAGCCAAGAAAAUCAUAUCCCAGAACCCAAAUUGCUUCCUUUGCAGCUCGGAAUCCAUGAGCAUCGGCACUUGCGUGCCCCAAGUCCCCGACGACGAGGAACUCCAACCUGGAAAAAUUUACUUCCUGAUGCCGCUCUCCCAUUCCCAUAUACCUCUUUCCUUGCCGGACUUGUGUGCUCUUGCCAUCAAAGCUAGCUCAGCAACUUACACUGUUGACCUUUGCUCAACUAACUCUAAUCCCUUCGAGCUAUGCAUGUGA